AUGUCUUCGGAUCCAUUUUUUGUUACUCAAAAGUCCAAAAAACGCAAGCCUGUGACGGAUAUAUCUUCAAAUGAAAAAAAAAUUAAGGCACAAACUGGAGGAAAUAUCCCUCAAGCAAAAGGAAAAAUAAUACCAGCUUCGUCAUUAAAUAAUACAAAUGGUAGUAAGAACCAAAAUAAAAAGAAGCUAGUUGACAAGAAAAUAGAUCAGGAAGAAGAAAAAUUAAGUAGUGAAGAUGACAUUGGACCUGGUGGUAUUGAUGACAUGGACUUUGAUAAGGAUAGUGACAAGGAAGAAGUAAGUGACGGAAAUGAAUUCGAUAAUAGGGAAACUCCAGCAGAGAAAAGGAGACGACUUGCUAAGCAGUAUAUAGAAUCUGUCAAGGAAGGAUUAGAUGAUGUAGGAUUUGAUGCUGCAGAAAUUGAUCGAGAUUUAAUUGCAGAGCGUCUCAAAAAGGAUGCGUUAGAACAAACAGGUCGCGCUCAUCGUAUAAUAGCAGAUACGUUUGCUUUUCCUAUUGAGGAUCCUAGUAUAAAAUCUGGACGUCAUGAACUUACAGUUACAUGCGUUGCUAUAGCAGAAAAUGGCCAAAUCUUUUAUACGGGAUCAAAAGACGCUUCUAUAAUAAAAUGGAACUUGUUAACCGGAAAAAAAUUGCACACAUUUCCAGGAGGCCGAAAGGAAGUAAAGAAUUUUGAUGGCCAUAAUCAUCAUGUUUUAUCAUUGGCUAUGAGUUCAGAUGGUAAAUAUCUAGCAAGCGGUGGUGCGGACAAAAAAAUUAACAUAUGGUCUGUUAAAGAGGACAAGUUAUUAAAGUGUUUUACACAGCAUAAGGAUUCAAUAUCUGGUCUUGCUUUUCGUAAAGGCACUAAUCAACUUUAUAGUGCUUCGUUUGAUCGAUCAAUUAAAUUAUGGGACAUAGAUGAAUUAUGUUACAUCGAUACCCUAUAUGGUCACCAGGAUCAAAUUAUGGCAAUAGAUACACUUUCACGCGAAAGAUGUGUUUCGGUUGGUGCCCGAGAUAAAACAUGCAGGAUGUUUAAAGUU
Messenger RNA from Funneliformis caledonium, 1047 nucleotides. Lineage: Eukaryota; Fungi; Glomeromycota; Glomeromycetes; Glomerales; Glomeraceae. The record is from the annotation of a GenBank genome assembly.